This is a messenger RNA of Eptesicus fuscus (big brown bat), 838 nucleotides long. RefSeq names its product immunoglobulin superfamily member 6 (gene IGSF6). The transcript is spliced from 6 exons. The record is from RefSeq and is a predicted model, not a curated record. NCBI's taxonomy places the organism in Eukaryota, Metazoa, Chordata, Mammalia, Chiroptera, Vespertilionidae. The coding region runs from base 33 to 752 and encodes 239 amino acids.
GACGGGCAGCGCUCUCCACCCCGCACACAGACAUGGAGGCUGUGGACGCGGCCAGGGCCCUCCUCGGCCUGGAAGUCGGUCUGAUCCUGUGCUGUGUCGGUGCCGCGGGCGGCUGCACCGUCUCCGUCUCGCAGCCGCCUGUCCUCGAAGUAGACGACGCGCAAGGGGCUGUGACGGUGCCCUGCUCCUUCUCCACCGUGGGCUGCCCUGCCGAGCCGCCCAGCAGCCUGUGGUUCCGCUAUGGGGCUCACCGGACGGAGACCCUCUGCGCGGACGGGUGCACAAGUGAGGCCGACAAGUUCACAGUGCGGAAGGCCCUGGCACAGAACCAGGUCUCCCUCACGGUCAACCGGCUGACGCCCAACGACAGCGCCAUCUACGUCUGCGGACUCGCCUCGCCCAGCUCAGAGGACCCGAGGGCCAAGCAGGCCGGAGCGGGGACCGUGCUGGUGGUGAGAGGAGCGCGAGGCCCGGGCAAGGGCCUGCGGGGGCUCCUGGCGGCCCUGCUGGCUCUGCUCUCCCUCUACGUGGUCGCCGUGCUCGGGGUCUUCGUCCUCCUCACCAGGUCAAAAUCUAACACUCUAAGAAACAAAGAAAAAGAAGAUUCACAAAAGAAAAAGAGUGCCAGGCGUAUUUUUCAGGAAAUUGCUCAAGAACUUUAUAAUAAGAGACAUGUGGGAACAAGUCAACAACCUGAGAAAGACAACACCUAUGAAAACAGGACAGCACUGGACAACUAUGAACGACCAUAGGAAUUAUUUAACCUUCAAUUACGUCACUGAAAAUUCAGAAGUUAUGGCAGUUUUAAUGGAUAUAUACCCACCAGGCUUUAAAAACA